AUGUCAAGCCGUAUCCAGAAUAUCACAAAUCAUUUGGCGCCAGACGGUGAUCAAACUACUCGCCUAAUGAAGGGUGACCCUUCUAGAAUUGAUGGCCAAGUUGUGUUGAUUACUGGUGGCGCCCAAGGAAUUGGCAAAGCUGCUGCAAACCUCCUGGCUUCUAAAGGAGGAAGAAUCAUCAUAGCCGACGUCGAUAAGUCAAAAGCUAGCGCGACUGUUCAAGAACUACAAUCCGGCGGUUAUGAAGCAGCCUACAUUAUUGGUGACGCCCUUGAAGACGGCUUUGCAGAAAAGACUGUGGCUUUUGCCCUUGAAACUUUUGGGAAAGUCCAUUGUCUCAUUAACGGCGCUGGUUUCUGUUACGAUGCUGCAAUCCACAAGAUGGAUGACGAUAAGUUUGAUGUGAUUAUGAAAAUUCAUAAUUAUGUUCCUUUCAGGAUGGUUCGUGCUUUGUCGUCACAUUGGAUGGCCCGAGAGAAUCGUGAAAUGCCGAAAACCAUCAUCAAUAUCUCAUCCACAUCAGGGCUACAUGGACAAAUGGGACAAAUCAACUACUCCACAGCUAAGAUGGGUAUAGUCGGCCAAACGAAAACUAUUGCCUCAGAAUGGGCCAGGUACGGGGUUAGAUGCAAUGCCGUAGCAUAUGGAUGGAUAGAUACUCGAAUCACAAGACCACCUACAAGUGAUGAGACUGUUGUCGUCGGGGGCAAGACUAUCCAGACGGGCAUUCCUAUCGCUGCUAAGAAGUUUCGCGAUGUAUCAGAAAUACCCUUAUCGCGCCCAGGGACAGUCGAGGAUGCUGCGGGGGUUAUUCUAUUCCUUGCCAGCCCUUUGUCGGCAUAUGUAACUGGAUCAUGUAUCGAGUGUGCUGGAGGACGAUACUUGUAG
Fusarium fujikuroi IMI 58289 is the source of this 888-nucleotide messenger RNA. Its product is annotated as related to 3-oxoacyl-(acyl carrier protein) reductase. Lineage: Eukaryota; Fungi; Ascomycota; Sordariomycetes; Hypocreales; Nectriaceae. Gene Ontology annotation, molecular function: oxidoreductase activity, acting on the CH-OH group of donors, NAD or NADP as acceptor. The coding region runs from base 1 to 888 and encodes 295 amino acids. The record is from RefSeq and is a predicted model, not a curated record. The transcript has 4 exons.